Messenger RNA from Nilaparvata lugens (brown planthopper), 407 nucleotides. RefSeq lists its product as uncharacterized. Bases 150 to 407 code for a protein of 85 amino acids. NCBI's taxonomy places the organism in Eukaryota, Metazoa, Arthropoda, Insecta, Hemiptera, Delphacidae. The record is from RefSeq and is a predicted model, not a curated record. The transcript has 3 exons.
AUUUUAGAAUUCAUCAGAGCAUAUCCAGAACUUACAAAGGUUAAGGUUGAUUACUUCUACUCACCUAUGUUGGAGUGAGAUAGAUCAAAAAUAAAUUUGAAGUUUAUGUGUUACGCUGAGUUUUAAUAAUCAUCAACAUAUUGACCAAAAUGGAGGAUUGGAUGACCAUUGAAGAAAAAGCAAUAAUAAUUCCACACAUCAUGGGAGCCACUGCUCACACAGAACAGCAACUUGAUAUGAAAUCUGUAAGAUAUGAAGACCCCAGUGAAAUCAUCUCAAACAAGGAAAAGCUGACACAAGUGAAAAAGCCGAAAUUCACUUUCGAAACUGGAAGCACUUAUGAGGGCGAAUGGGAUGCCUUUGGAAUGUCUGGGAAGGGAGUUUUCAAGAUGUUCAAUGUUUUAUGA